AUGCCGUACCUCAGGAAGAAGCCGUUUCAACGGCUUCAUGUAUCAUCGGACUACAAGGAUGACGAUGAAGUCUUUCACUGUGAGGUUACGAAUGAAGUCUUCAAAGAUUACAAUGAAUACUGCGAAAGAAUUAUACUAUGCAAUUCGACAAUUUGGUCGUGUAGUAUCACAGGAAAAACUAAUAUGACAUACGAAGAGGCUCUUCAUUGUGAGGAAAAUGCUAAAAAGAGUCUCAAAGAAUUUCCUAUGGAGUUGAGAACUCCGAUCCUGUACCUGGCUUCUAAAACUCAUAGAACGUCGUUCAGUGAAAUGACAGACGAUGUUUAUCAAUAUGCUCGAGACCGUUAUUUCGUUGGUGAAAUGGUUGAAGCUAAUUUAGUAAAUGACAUAUGGUGUGACUGCCAUAUUUUACAAGUUAUCGAACCAACAGAGGCACAACUAAAAGAGUAUGCUAAGGAAAGCCCUCAGGAGAAACAGUAUUAUCCACCAGCAAAAUUAUUUCGAUAUGAAGUUGAACAAAUGGACGGAGAUAUUAAUCAAAUAGCUAUUCUUGAGGCUUCACAAGUUAGACGUAAAAAACUUCUAUACAGCAAAGAACGUAAUAAAAUAUUUUUACGUAUGUUAUGCGAACAAAAUAGUAAAGGUGUUUGGAUUGUAAAAGAUUCAAUCCAACAAAAAUAUUCAAUUCCAAAGGUACGUUUUGAUACAAUAUUUUCAGGUCCACUGCCAGAUUUUAAUUUACCGAAAAAACCAAUUGUUAAACAAAAACAAGUUACGUUGGACAAAUUUUUUACGUCUGAUGUUAGUAAGCACCGGGCAUUUGAGAAACCUGAUCCACUUAAUAAAAUAAGUUCUGGAGGAAGUAUUCAAGUGAAAAAACAUCGCAAACCUAGAGCCAAUGGGAAAUUUAAGAGUGAAGCUAGUGUUAAAGAGGAGAAGGAGAAACGUAAAGAACAACGAAAUGAAAUCCGAGAACGUAAGAGAGAGGAAAAACAAAAACUUGCUGUUUUUGCUGCUUAUGUUAGGGAAUGGAAUAAACCUCGUGAGGAUCUCGAGUGUGAAGAUUUAAGACCCAUUAUAGAGGCAACACCCGUAGAUUGUGCGAUACCAAAUAAACACUUUGGUGAUUUUGCAAUGAUUCUUGAAUUUUUACAAUUUUUUUAUGACGAACUAGAAGUAAAUACGUAUUUUCCGGGUGGUCUGACUAUUGAUACUUUGGAAAAAGCGUUGUUGGUUAAGGAAGUGUCUGGACCUUGGAGUGACUUAAUUCAAUUUCUUCUAGCGAAUAUUUUUAAAUAUCAAGCUCAGGAAGAAGAUGAAAUUCAUGAAUCUAAUUCAAAAAAUGACAACAUCAAUUUUGAUCACGGUGUUUCGUCGAUGGCAGAGGCUGUUAAAUUAGCUACAAGAGCAUCAACUUGGUGUCAAACACAUCACGGUUGUCAGCUAUCAGAACUUACCCUGGAUCAUGUCACCCUAAGUGAAAUCUUACGACAGCAUCUAUUGAGCUCUGGUGGUAGAAUCGGUGAAGCAGCAUCUAAGUGGAGAUAUUCUGAACGUGGUGGCUACACUAAUUACGAUGAUCCAGCUCUUCUAUUGAGGAUAAAUCAGCCACGACUUCUUCGACUUCUUGGACAUCGCAGUGUGUGCGAAUUUGAUCUCGAAGAUCGACUUUGCGUAGCUACUUGUCUUAUUAAUCAAUUAUUAACUUUUGCUGCUAUUCGUGAUAUUAUUGAUGAACGUAACGAAAAGGUUCAUCAAGCACGUCGUGAACUCAAGUCUCUCAUAGUAGCUGAGCAAAAGAAGGAAAAAGAAGAAAAAGAGCGAAUAAAGGAACGUGAAAAAGAUAAUAAAGUAGAAGGGGAUAAAACAUUGGACGAUAAAACUGAUGAUAAACCGAAAAAAACUCGUGGAAGUCGUGAAGAAGAAAAGCUUCGUGAAAAAUAUGAACAACAGUUAUCAAAAUUAAAACUAGCUUCUAAAGAUGAUCAGAUGAUGCUUUACUUGGGUUCUGAUCGUGCUCAUCGUAGAUACUGGCGUUUACUCUCAAUUCCUGGUUUAUUCGUCGAGAAUGACGAUAGAACACCAGGCUCGUGCCUUACUGACGGUACGCCUUAUCUACCUGAAUUACAAGAUAAAGAUUCAGCCAAUAAAUACCUCAAAAAUAAAUUUGAAGAUGAAGUUAGUGAUAAAGAAAAUAAUAUUAAUGAGGCAAAGACGUCACAAGUUUCUAAAAAAACAGUGACCUUCGCCGAUACUAAUGGCAUUAAUAAUAAAUUGUCUACGAGAGAAUUAAAUGAUAUGAGAAAAAAAUUAAUGGCUUGUACAGGCGACAAAGAGUGUCCCGUCCAUUGUAAGAGGCCGGAAACAAAAUGGAAGUUCUACGGUUCCUCCGAGGAUAUCGAACAAGUUAUGAAUAAUUUAAGUAUACGUGGGUUACGCGAAGGUGAACUCCGGCAUAAUAUUAGUCAAGAACUAGAAAGUCUCAAGACUGCAAUAAACAAUUGCCCGAAGCACAAACUCAAUCCAAAAUUAUUUCCACAAACGUCUCAAGAGGUAUCAAACAGUAGGACAUCAAAAAAAGUUAAGAACGAAAAUACAAAUCUUAAUUACCCUCCAGAUGUUCCAAUCGAUGAAGUUAUGGAGCUCUCAUUGCGAGACUUUAUACUCGAAGUAGAAGAUAAAAUAAAAGUAGGUUGUCUUGGAGGAGUUAAAGUAAAAGAUCGAGACGCUUGGAGAAAUGCUAUUACUAAUUGUCAGUACGAUAAACAAUGCGAUAAACUUGUUUACGGUCAGCACGAAAUAGAAGCAGAUGUUCCGAUAAACUCAACGUUAGAUAAAAUAAAGAGUGAAACACGGCAAGGUAGUAGUCGGCCAGGAACACCAGAUUCCGAAGUUGGUAGUGGAAUCGGAAAAGCUUAUCAGGAUCCGGGUAAAUAUUUGGGUCCUCCUGAUGAAAAUGAACUUGUAGCUGACUCGAAACAACAAAUGCGAAUCCGGCAGAUGGCUUGUGCAAUUUUGCAAUUAUCACAAGCUGUAGAGCAUAAAUAUUUAAAAAAGCCAUUGGGACAUGAUGAUAAGGAUAAGAAACAUUUAGGUGAAGAGGGUAAAGAACGAUGGGAACAUUCUCUUAUGAUGUCUACGAGCUGGUCUCAAUUGUUUAUUCAUAUAAAUACUUUGGAGAGCAGUAUUGCGUGGAGUAGAAGUGCACUCAAUGCUCGGUGUCGUAUCUGCAGAAAAUGCCGCGACGCUGAAAAUAUGCUACUCUGCGAUGGAUGCAAUAAAGGCCAUCAUUUGUACUGUCUCAAACCUAAACUUACUUGCGUACCCGAGGGUGACUGGUUCUGUGUAACGUGUAAGCCGCCUGAUACAAAAUCAAAACCAAAAAAUAAAACAAGGAGAAAGUUUGACGAGGAAGAUGAAGAAGAGGCCCUGACCAAAGAUACACGUCAUGCUCGUUCACGACGAGUUUUGUCAAGUGAAGAUGAGGCUGAAGAUGAAGCUGCUCCAGGUGAAGAGACUGUUGAAGAAAAACCUAAAUUCCGAGAACUUUGUGCGAUUUGUAAUAAUUCUGGGAGUGUGAUCGCUUGCGACACAUGUGUUAAAUUAUAUCACAUUGGUUGCCUUGAUCCACCACUUUCGAGGGCACCCCGUGGAAGAUGGUCUUGCUAUGAAUGUCGAAAUAUACGGAAAAAUGCAACUAGACGCGCAUUGAGUAUGUUAUUAGCGCGAGGUCGCGAGAGGGAGAGAGACAGAGAGCGAUCGUGUGCGGCAGCUGCACGUUUCCGCAUCCACAGUUUUGCCAAGAGCCUUCUUCGUACAGAAACUUACAACUGGGAUGGUCUUGCAUCAGAGGAAACAGAUGUGCUACCUCGUCAAACAAGACGUGCAACCAAGCGAGCUGCUGCUGAUCAAGAUAAAACAUUGCACGAGCUUUUGAAAGAAGUAAUGCAUCACAAAGAAUCCUGGCCAUUUUUAUCACCUGUCACUGUUAAUGAAGUGCCUGAUUAUCAUGAAUUUAUAAAACAUCCGAUGGACUUUGGAACAGUAAAGAAAAAAUUAGAAGCUGGUCUUUAUGAAAAUAAUUCACAUUUAUUUUUUUCUGACUGUCUUCUUAUUUUUGAGAAUUGUCAAACUUAUAAUCAACAAAAUAGCGCUGUUUACAAAGCUGGUAUGAGGCUAGCCAAAUUUUUUGAGAAGAGGAGCAAGGAAAUGGGCUUUAAUUACGAUGAUGAGACUUGUAAAUUACCUCCGGUCAAGAGACUAAAACUAGAAAAUGGAGACGCUGAUCAUAAUAACGAAACUUCAAAGUUGACUUCUCUUACGGACAAUGGCACAGAGGAGACUAAAGUUAAUGGGGAUAAUUAA
Molecule: messenger RNA, 4365 nt
Organism: Cotesia congregata
Lineage: Eukaryota; Metazoa; Arthropoda; Insecta; Hymenoptera; Braconidae
Source: the annotation of a GenBank genome assembly